AUGUGUGAUGAAGCAAAAUGCCACAAACAAGAACAAAUGUCAGUGUGUAUUCGAUAUACCAAACAUUUUGAAGUAUAUGAACGGUUUAUUGGCUUCUUAAAUGUAUCUGAAAAACAAGAUGCCGAGACCCUAGUAAAUGCAAUUCUCAAUUUUUUAAAAUUAUGUAAGUUAGACCAAGUUCCUAUUGUCGGGCAGUCCUAUGAUGGAGCCAAUGUUAUGUCAGGCAGACAAGGAGGCGUUCAAACUAAAAUGAAAAUACACUAUCCAUAUGCAACUUACAUUCAUUGUAUGGCUCAUAAACUAAAUUUGAUUGUAGUUGAUAUGUGUAAGAAUGUUAAAGUAAGUUCCAACUUUGAACUUACCUAUUAUCUUUAUAAUAAAUCAACAGUUAAUUUAUAAAAAUAUGUGUAUUUUUUAAAGUAUUCAAAGCAGGUUUUUAAUAUGUUGGAGGCCAUAUAUGUGCAUUUCUCAAUGCCAUCUAAGAACAAAAAGUUGCAUGAUAUGCAAAAACUUCUAAAUAUAAAAAUAUGUACUUUUUCACAAAUCAGUGAUACUA
This is a messenger RNA of Rhopalosiphum padi (bird cherry-oat aphid), 556 nucleotides long. RefSeq names its product zinc finger MYM-type protein 1-like. The transcript is spliced from 2 exons. NCBI's taxonomy places the organism in Eukaryota, Metazoa, Arthropoda, Insecta, Hemiptera, Aphididae. The record is from RefSeq and is a predicted model, not a curated record. Bases 1 to 399 code for a protein of 132 amino acids.